GGCGGCGGGGCGGGGGGGUAGGGAGGGAGGGAGGGAGGGAGGAAAGGCGGGCGGCUGUGGCGGCGGAUAAUGAUGGCGUGGUGCGUGCGGCCGCUGGGCGGCCGGGGACGCUGAGGGGAAGGAGGCGGCAGGACCCCCGCCCCCAGAUGGCUUUCCGGCUGCCGCGAUCCGCGCUGGGGAUAACACCCGAUGUGGCCAUUCACGCGCUUUGAUUUCUUUCUCCGCGCGUACGCUCCCUGCGUUCCAUUUCAGUGCGAACGGGGAGGCUGAGUGAGUGAAAGGCUGCUUUUGGGAUCUUCUGUGGCAUCUACACUGCCUGGUGUUGGAGGGUGGAAGCUUUGUGCUAGCGAGUUGUUCUUCCCAUUCUUCUCAAGGAGCGGAGGGAGCUUUCUCUUCAACAAUGAUGAAAACCGAAGCCAAAGGGGAAAGGACUUUAAGAAGUGCUUCUCCACACCGAAAUGCUUACAAAUCUGAUUUCCAUGCUAUCAAAUGCUCUUUUGAUGGUGUAAACAAUCCUGAUAACGCUUCCAACAAAACAGGCUUGCAUCAGAAGCUGAGCACCUCUUCCAAUGGAGGAGGAAGUGACCCGCACAGUCGAGGCAGAGCUGCCACUUAUGGCAACAGAGUACACAAGAUCAAAAGUAUGUUUCUGCAAAUGGGAAGUUCUUCCUCCACAACCUCUUGUGAAAGCAGUCCACCUGCUGAGACCAAAUUAAUCAGCCGAACCACAGCAGCAGAGUAUGGAUCUUCUCCAGGUAGUCCAUCUUUUCUCAUUGUCCAAAAAAAUAAUCUUCUUAAUACAACUACCAGCCCCAGCGGUCCUGUGGAUUCAUUGUCUAUGUCUUCUGCUGCUGACAAAGUCAUCCGUAGCAGUGAUGAGGCAGACUUGGACAAAGUUGCCCUGGCAGAAAAAUUUUCAGAGACCAGGAAGCUCUUCGAGAGAAAUAUAAAACAGCGGAGCUCAGUGGACAGAUAUUCCCCCAGCAAAUGUGAAAGAAGUGAAGAUAAGAGGAGACAUGGUUCAGCUUCUGAUUGCAGCAAUGUGGCGGACCACUUCAGUUUUAAUACAGAAGCAAGCCCUCCAGUUGCACUGGAGAAAGCUGAAAAUCAAAGUAACGAAGAAUUGAAGCAGCAACAUGCUAAUAGUGGUUCCAAAUCUUCCUUCCUGAAUGCAGGGCCCAUUUCUAGGAGGCUGGAAAGCUUUCUGGGUGACAGUGAUACUGAAGAAUCCAAAGAAACUUCCAAAAAUGAUAGUUCUCCAAAUCAGGACCCUUUGAGAGGCCAGCAGACUUUGAAUUCAUCUGCUGUUGCUGAAGGAUGUCUGGAGAAGGGUGCAUUCCCCAGAGUGCCUGAGAUCUGCAGAGAUGAGCCCAGCAAGGCACUUGCAAAAGACAAAAGAGAGCAGCUGGUAUUUGAGAGAAGCCCAUGGAGUGUGGGCAGUAUGCCUGCUCAGGAGGCUCAGCAGACGUCAGACAGUGUUUGCUCCUGGGUUUCUCCCACAGAGGGGACUUGCACAGAGCUUGUUGCACAAGAUGAAACCUCAGGGCAAGUAAAAAAAGGUUUGGGGAAAGAUCACGUUGAUGAGGAGAAUCACAAGCUUGUAUGUAACGUACAGGAAGGGAAGAGAAGUGACUAUGCUUUGGAAGUGGUAGAAGAGUUUACAGAUGGCAGCAAGACCAAUUGGGAAGAGGAGAGAGAUGGGAUUUCUGUAAGAGAUGGUCCAGUUACACAAGUACAGGAUGUUCUAGAGCAGGAAGAGGAUCCUGGAGAAGAGGAGCAAGCGUUGGAAAAGCAAAGUGAGGACUUCAGUGAUUUUGGAAUAGAGAAUGCAGCUUUUGACGAUGACAGGGACACAGAGCCAGAAAACCAAGAGCCUGAAGGCAAAGAAAUUUUGGAGGGAGAGGAGGACUAUAUGUAUGACAGUGAAUAUGAGGAAUUUCCUGGACUUUCUGAAGAGGAAGAUCCAGCGCCAGACCGAAAAGUCAAGUUCUCAACAGCUCCUAUCAAAGUUUUCAGUACUUACUCAAAUGAAGACUAUGAUAGACGUAAUGAAGAUGUUGACCCUGUGGCAGCCUCAGCUGAGUAUGAACUCGAGAAAAGGGUGGAAAAAAUGGAAGUGUUUCCUGUGGAAAUUGAAAAAGGUGACAGGGGUCUGGGCAUCAGUAUCAUUGGAAUGGGAGUUGGUGCUGAUCAGGGACUGGAAAAACUAGGGAUUUUUGUGAAAACGAUAACAGAUGGUGGAGCUGCUCAGAGGGAUGGACGAAUUCAAGUAAAUGAUCAGAUUGUUGAGGUUGAUGGCAUAAGUCUAGUAGGAGUUACUCAGUUCUUUGCAGCCACUGUACUAAAGAACACCAAAGGCACGGUGAGGUUUCUGAUUGGGAGAGAGAAGCCAGGGGCUGAGAGUGAAGUAGCCCGUCUCAUUAGUGAGACCUUAGAGCAAGAGAGGUGUCUGUACGAGCAGCACUAUGUCCAUGAUGAUACAGAGCAGGAUGACGACUAUGAUGAUGAGGAAGAGGAUACAUAUGAGUCACAUUUACACGGAAAAUCUGUAGAAGUUUUUGAUCUUCCUGAAAAUGAAGAUAUUGGUUUACUACUGGAUAUGGAUUCAGCACAGUCUCUUCUUAAAUUUAAAGAGCUACAAUUAAAACAUGCAGUAACAAUUGCUGAAGUGAAUCAACUGAAGGAGAAAUUAAAAGUUGUUGAAGCAGAAAAAAGUGAAUGGAAAUUUAAUCGAGCCCAACUACAGCAAAACUUGGAUGAAAGCAGAGAGAAAAUUAAGAAGUUAGAGACUUACUGGUUAGAGGCACAAAAUUUAUGCAAAACAGUCAAUGAGCGUCUUAAAGAGACUCAAGAACAAUGUGAUGCCCUGGAAAAGAAAUACAACAAGGCCAAGAAAUUGCUUAAAGACUACCAACAAAAGGAAAUAGAAUUUAUGAAGAAAGAGGAAGAUCAUUCAAAGCUACUUGAAGAGCGAGACCAGAAAUACACAGAACAACUGAAAAUAUAUCAGGAAAAAAUUGCAGAGCUUGAAAAUAAAUUAAAAGCGUAUGAGAAAAUGCCUUAUGUGUUUGAUGGUGGCAGUUUAUUGGAAGAUGGCUGUCAAAGUCCAGGCCAGUCUAACGAACAGUCAAAGAUAAAAGAAGACAAUGAAAAAGAAACCAAAUCAGUAGAAGAACGAAUAAAUUCUUUAGAUAUGCUGAUUUCUGAUUUUGAUGCUUUUGUUGGGGAUACUCCCAGAUUAGACACCAGUGCUCACAAAGCAAAAGCUCAGCUUGCAUUGAAAGUAAAACGCCAGCCACCUUCUCGGUCAAAGCUGAAAGAAUCUCUUGGGGGUGGACAGCAGACUGCAGAUCUGCAGGAUGAGGAUUCAGAAGACAGUGUUCUCAACAGAGACUCUUCCACUAUGUACCUAACUAAGACCUUAGAAGCAAGUGAAAAAUCACCUCUCCCCUGCCUGGAUGACACAAAUCAAAAGAGUGAAAAGCCUGAGAAAAGAGAAAGCACAGAAAGUCCUUUAGAGUCAAGUCCUUCUGCUUCCACACACUCCUCUCCAGUACACAAACCAAACGAAAAUAGCCCAACCACCACUCGCUCACCUCCUCCUGAAGGGAUGGCUCCAAGUUCUCCUCAAGGCUAUCUCAAGAAUGUUAAGCAAAAAGAAGCAAAAGGGAAAGGGAAAGAAGCCAAGGAAGAAAGGAAAAAUGAAGACAGGACAGCAGAAACAAAUGAAGGAAUACCACCAGGGAAGUCCAAAAGGAGAUUUCCAGAUUUUGGUGGACUGCGGAAAUCUGGGGGCAAGGGUAAGAAGCAAGAAAAAGAAAAUCUCAGAGGUUCUCUGGAUAGCAGAGGUUCCCGAGAACUUUUGGAUGACUCUGGCAACAAUCUAUCUGCAUCAGAUUCAGAUUCCCCUGUUCCUACUUGCAUGCCUUUCUCUUGGUUUGGAGACAGCCACAAAGAGCCUCAAAUUUCAAGUACCAGUCUGCAGGUUACUCAGAGUGGGCAGGAUGGUUAUGAGCACGGUCAAGAGAAGAACAGAAGCAAGAGUAGAAUUGUCAUAGAUGAUACAUACCAUAGCAAGCCAAGUUGUGAACUUUCAGGGUUAGUGACAGAACCAAAUCUGUCAGGUCGUUCACACACUUUAACCUUCUCUUCAAAUGAGGCAUUGGAUGAUGAAUUUACAACAACGGGAAAGCAAAAUCAAUGGCACAGUAGACCUAUUUCUGAAUGGACCACCCAGCAAGUGUGCCACUGGUUAAUGGGAAUGAACAUGGAGCAGUAUAUUACAGAGUUCACAGCCAUGAACGUAGAUGGACAGCAGUUGAUGCAGCUCGACAGUGAGAAGUUGAAGGCUUUGGGAGUUUCCAGUCAAAAUGACCGAUCAACAAUAAAGAAAAAAAUUAAAGAUAUUAGAAAAACACAGGAAAAACUGGAAAAGCAGAAGGAAAAGGUUCAAAGGAAGGAGAAAGAAGUUCGCAAGACUGGCAGAGUGGUGGCCACUCUUGAAUCAAGCUGCUAAAAUGACCAUUUUAUUUUAGGGCAGACUUGCCUAAUCCUGAGGAAGUUCAGCAGAUUUGUAUAUAAUUGUACACUUGAGGGAGGAGGGAAAGUGCAACAGUUUAACGUGGUAGGUGGGUUUUUUCUUUUUAAUUGUGGUCCCUCCCCAUUACAGCCCAAUAAAAUGAAAUAAUGUUUUCAAUAUUUUUAUUUCUAGUUGAUUCUGCCUGUACUAAUAGACAAUAAUUUAACUUUCUGCCUUAAGUAACAUUUCUGCUCCUAAAGUGUCAUAUGCCCUUUUCAUUGAAAUUGAUGUUUGUGAGAAGUAGAAUAUGGUAUUAAAAAUCAUUCCAGUAUUAAUCAACUACCAUUUGAUAGAGUUGAAGCUGAUAGAGGGACAACAGGAAAAUCCUGCCAACAAAUUCAGUCUGACAGUCUGUUUAUCUGUUGCCACUAAAGAUGUACAGUAAAAAUUAAGUUUAAGGAAACGGUAAUGUCUAAUUUAAAAAGAAAGCAUGUAUUUCAAAUUUAGUAUUAUUUUAAUUCUUGUACUUCUGGAACUUCAUUCAAAGGUCACUUGAGUAAUACAUUUUUUUAAUUCUAUGUGCUGCAAUUUACUGAGAAAAUAACAAGAAAUACUAAGUAGUUUUCACAAACUACAUAUCCUACAUAAUACUAAGUUUUCUGUACACUACCCAUGUGGUGUUGGAACAAGGUUUAAGCCUAUAAAUAAGAUCCUUUUUAACCUAUUUUUCCUAAAUAAUACAUAGUUUUAUAGAUUUAUGCUAUGAAUAAGAUCAAUUUGCAAUACAUGUAUUUCUCUUUUCUACAUGCUACAAGAUUUUUUGCGGACCAAAUUUAUAUAUUUGCUAAUUUUAAACAAUACUGUUUUUCAGACUUAAAAUACUGAGGAAAGAAUUGUAGGAAAAAUUAUCACUGACGCACUGGUUUCUGCCUUGUAUUUAAAUGUCCAGUUGUAGACUACAGAUUAUUUCUCUUUAAAGGAGGAUUUGAUUCUUGAAAUAGCUUAGAACAUAACUUGGUGUUUUGUAUAUUUACAUACUAUUUUCUAGAGAUACUACACGAGCACUUCCUAAUUUAGAUUAUUCCAGAAGCAUAGACUAGAUUAAAUAUCAGUUCCAUCCCAGAAUGGACUAGAACAAAACUUACAUAGUUCGUUUAUGUGGACCAAGUUCUCCUUUAAAUCUAUGGACUGUUUUUCAUUUUAAUUAAAUGAAUGAACUUCACUGUUGGUGUUUCACAUUUAUUACUUUUUUGUAUAAAUGUCUUAAGAAUUUCAGCAAAGGACUGUGUGGAAAUGCUUCUGCACACUCGGCAUUUCCAAAAUAAAGUUUGAAAAUUUUGGUAAUAAUUCCUUUUUAAAA
This is a messenger RNA of Prinia subflava (tawny-flanked prinia), 5879 nucleotides long. Its product is annotated as neurabin-1-like. The transcript is spliced from 19 exons. The record is from RefSeq and is a predicted model, not a curated record. Bases 401 to 4516 code for a protein of 1371 amino acids. Gene Ontology annotation, biological process: neuron projection development; actin filament organization; calcium-mediated signaling. Lineage: Eukaryota; Metazoa; Chordata; Aves; Passeriformes; Cisticolidae. Gene Ontology annotation, cellular component: actin cytoskeleton; dendrite; cytoplasm. Gene Ontology annotation, molecular function: actin filament binding.